This is a messenger RNA of Musa acuminata AAA Group (dessert banana), 531 nucleotides long. RefSeq lists its product as uncharacterized. The transcript has a single exon. NCBI's taxonomy places the organism in Eukaryota, Viridiplantae, Streptophyta, Magnoliopsida, Zingiberales, Musaceae. Gene Ontology annotation, molecular function: protein binding. Bases 1 to 531 code for a protein of 176 amino acids. The record is from RefSeq and is a predicted model, not a curated record.
AUGUACUUGUACUCCUGGCUUCUUCAAACCAACCUCGAUCCCGACCUCGUCUGCGAGUACUCGCUGCUCCUAGCGAGCAACGAGCUCGAGGAGGACGAUGUUGCGCACUUCGACCACGAGUUCCUUCAGAGCAUGGGCAUCUCCAUUGCCAAGCACAGGCUCGAGAUGCUUAAGCUAGCCAAAAGGGGUAAGACAAAGUCGUCGUCGCGCCCCGUCUCUUUGCUUCUCGUCGCUGUCACCAAGACCAAGAAUUGCAUCGCGAGGUACUUCCGGUCGUUCAUCAAUCAUGACGCUUCGCCCAUCGUCGUCGUCCCGAGGUCGUCCUUCUUCGAUGGAGGAGGGCCGAAGAGUGAUAUGUUGAAGAGGAACAAAAGGAUGUCGCGUAUCAAGCAAGGGAGGGUGACGCUUUAUAUGGCACCACAAGCCAUGGCCUAUAAGGAGAGUAAGGACAGAAAAGAGGACAGCUACCGAGGGAGAAGCGGAGAGGAGACCAGGUGGGAGUCCAUGUUUCAGGACCUGAAACCUACUUAA